Messenger RNA from Labrus mixtus (cuckoo wrasse), 676 nucleotides. RefSeq lists its product as uncharacterized. The transcript has 3 exons. Lineage: Eukaryota; Metazoa; Chordata; Actinopteri; Labriformes; Labridae. Gene Ontology annotation, cellular component: cytoplasm. Bases 186 to 461 code for a protein of 91 amino acids. The record is from RefSeq and is a predicted model, not a curated record.
GCCCAUGCAGGCAGUCGAGCCGUGUCCAAACCUGCUCACCUUGUCUGCUGCUGAAGUAAACCAGCAGUACAUACCUGCAUUAAGGAUACUGAAACAUCUACCGCCUCUCCAUUUUUCUCAAACUCUCUCUCUAUAAACAGGCGUGUUUCUGUCUAAAUUACACUUGUAUUGUUUAAAUAGCAGAUAUGUCACUCCAAGUGUUUUAUGCCAGCGUGAGCGGGAACAUGAAGAUGAGGAAAAACCAGGAUCGAAUCUUCUCUGUCCUGGACUCAAAGAGCAUCGAAUACGAAAAAGUGGACAUCACUCAGGGUUCUGAUGCCAAGGAUUUAAUGAGGGAGAAAGCAGGAGACCCGACUGCACUGGCCCCUCAAAUAUGCAAUGGAGGCAACUACUGUGGGGACAUUGAUGCUUUUGAGAAUGCCGUUGAGAACGAACAAUUAGAGGAGUUUCUGAAACUCUAAAGAUGGAGACCAGCUAUGGGGCAACUCACAAGUCACACUCCUAUACUCACUGCAAUAUCUUCAUAUCAGGUUCAUCCUACUCUGAGAAAUAAUUGAAUCUAUGAAAGACUAUAUUAAAAUGUUUUUUUUUCUUUUAUUUGAUUGAAAUUGAAUUCAUAUUUGGUGAAUGUUUUUUUUUUUUAAAGAAGUAAAUGUACGAUUUUCAGUGAAAUCAA